GAACCCGGAUGGUUAAUCUGGAGGUCAACUUUCACAUAAUCACCACUAAUCCUUAUAUUUGUUGCAAGCAGUUCGGUUCCGCGCUUCAGAUAUACUCAACGUGAUUGAGUUUUGUGUCCAUCUCUACUAAAGAUUUCCCGAUUCAGUCAGGUAAGGUCAUGCAUGAAUGAUGCUGGAAAUCCCGCUGCCAGCCUCUACGAUAGUCGCGCAUGCCUCAGAUAAUUCGGCGUCACUCUUUUUACAGGCUCCCGUCGAAUACUAAGGACUAAUAGCUUUUAAAUAGCUUCCGUCUCUACCAGAAGCCCAUAGCGCAUACGGCACACCCUCCAUCUAAACCGUCAUCCGAAGCAAUGCCGGAAUCAGCCCCCGCUGGAUCGAAGCCCAGCAGCAGCGUCAAGCUGGUCUUGCUCGGAGAAGCUGCCGUUGGAAAGUCAUCGCUAGUCUUGCGAUUCGUGAACAAUGAUUUCCAAGAGAACAAGGAACCGACGAUAGGCGCCGCCUUCUUGACACAAAAAUGCUCUCUUCCAACCCGAAUGAUCAAGUUCGAAAUAUGGGAUACCGCCGGACAAGAACGAUUCGCUUCUCUUGCCCCAAUGUACUACCGAAAUGCCCAGGCCGCACUGGUCGUAUAUGAUCUCACAAAGCCCGCAUCGCUAGUCAAGGCAAAACACUGGGUAGCAGAACUUCAGCGACAAGCUAGCCCUGGCAUCGUUAUUGCAUUAGUCGGAAACAAGCUGGAUUUGACUGAUUCAGGCGCUGGUCAAGCGAACGAAGAUGCUGCAGAGGCCGAGAAUAAUGGUGUGCCGGGUCCCGAUGCUGAGGGCGAUGAGGAGGUUGAAAACAAUGAUAUUUCCACCACGACGGAUGCGCGAAAAAUUUCUACUAGGGAAGCAAGCACUUAUGCUGAGGAGGAAGGCCUCCUGUUCUUUGAGACUAGUGCCAAAACGGGCUACAAUGUCGCUGAAGUUUUCACGGCCAUUGCCAACGCUAUCCCAGAGACGAGCUUGAAAGGCGCCAAAUCUGGACCCGGAGGUGGUCAAACGAAUCUCGGAGGCGGUCGUUCAGGCGAUGAUUCCUCUAGGGUCAACUUGGGUGACCGUGCAGUUGCUACGCCAAAGGAUGGCUGCGCAUGUUGAGAUUUGUUUUCGAUGCUUACGACCAAACUUGUUUCUUUGUCUAUCUUCAUACCACUCUUUUUACCGUGUCGCUCGCUUGCUUGGCCCUUUUGAUUGUCUCGUGGGCGUACAACUAUUUGGAAUGUGCUAUUGAUAUCGUCCGAGUCCGUUCUGUUACUAUUAUUACUGAUUAUUCUUAUUUGAGCCUCUGCCACGCAUACUGUCUAUAGUCUAGUUUGACUGGUUUACCAGCGUCCACCAAUUAUCAUCAUUAAAGUGUCCAUCGAAUUCAUCGGAGUUGAUUCAGU
Talaromyces stipitatus ATCC 10500 is the source of this 1423-nucleotide messenger RNA. Its product is annotated as RAB GTPase Vps21/Ypt51, putative. NCBI's taxonomy places the organism in Eukaryota, Fungi, Ascomycota, Eurotiomycetes, Eurotiales, Trichocomaceae. The record is from RefSeq and is a predicted model, not a curated record. Bases 351 to 1136 code for a protein of 261 amino acids. The transcript has 3 exons. Gene Ontology annotation, molecular function: GTPase activity; GTP binding.